Messenger RNA from Capra hircus (goat), 2218 nucleotides. It is a transcript of the gene NRSN1, whose product is annotated as neurensin 1. Gene Ontology annotation, cellular component: neuron projection; neuronal cell body; transport vesicle. The coding region runs from base 282 to 869 and encodes 195 amino acids. Gene Ontology annotation, biological process: nervous system development. The transcript has 4 exons. The record is from RefSeq and is a predicted model, not a curated record. NCBI's taxonomy places the organism in Eukaryota, Metazoa, Chordata, Mammalia, Artiodactyla, Bovidae.
GGCUGCGCGGGCCUCGGAUGCGCGGGCACGCGGGACGCCCAGCUGUCAAUCACGCGCAGGCUGAGUUCGGCGAGGCGGGAGCGGCGGCGGCGGCGGCGGCGGCGGCGGCGGCGGCGGCGGCGGCGAUGGGACCCCAGCGAGAGAUCUGCGGCUAACUGGCUGCAUUUGCUCCACGGGUCAGGGGAUCGCAAGGGGGCAGGUUUGAAGAAUGAGCCAUUAAAAGGAAAGGUCAAAGAGUAAACAACAAGAAGAGGAAGAGGAAAUUUUCAAAGCCAAGAAGGAUGAGUUCUUGCAGCAACGUCUGUGGGUCCAGGCAGGCACAGGCUGCUACAGAGGCCGGGCGCCAGCACUACGGAGUCCGGUCCUACCUGCACCAGUUUUAUGAAGACUGUACCACUUCCAUCUGGGAGUAUGAGGAUGAUUUCCAGAUCCAGAGAUCACCCAACAGGUGGAGCUCAGUAUUCUGGAAGGUCGGACUCAUCUCGGGCACAGUCUUCGUGAUUCUCGGUUUGACUGUCCUGGCAGUGGGCUUUCUUGUGCCCCCCAAAAUCGAAGCCUUUGGCGAGGCCAACUUCGUGGUGGUGGACACGCACGCUGUCCAGUUUAACGGAGCCCUUGACAUGUGCCAGCUGGCGGGUGCCGUGCUCUUCUGCAUCGGGGGCACGUCCAUGGCAGGGUGCCUGCUGAUGUCAGUGUUAGCAAAAAGCUACUCCAAAGAAGAGAAAUUCCUUCAGCAAAGGUUUAAAGAGCGAAUCGCAGACAUCAAGGCCCACACUCAGCCCAUUACAAGAGCUCCAGGCCCUGGAGAAACAAAGAUACCAGUCACUCUGUCCAGGGUUCACAAUGUCCAGCCCUUAGCGGCAACCUGAAAUCUUUUCCACCCAACCUCCCCUCUCUAAUUUACACCCAGUGUUGCAAGGGAGCAGGCCAGUUUGGAGAUGACAAGGCUUUGGCGUUGAUCUGCCCCAGAGCUGUGCUGGACAGUGGGCAGAGUGGUGACUGAGCUCAGGCUCAUUCCAUUCAGUGGCCCUGGGGACCCUUGAUGCAGUGGGUCAGCGUGGGCACAUGCACCCAGCUGCCUAAAGAGGUGCGGCUGGGUGCCCACCAGGAGCUCUCUGGAUCUCCUCUCUCACACAGUGUGACUUUGUGACAUUUCCCAUGUUCUUGGAAAGCACUCAACAGUUCAGACCAGCCUACCAAUGGCUAACGUGGUCCGUUUUACUUUCCUGCGUUGUUUUUCCUAAUUUUCUAACCUUUCCUGUGUGGUGCUGCCUUCUAUUCCUGGUCUCACUACAUGUAAGAUAUUGUCGUGUGUGUUCAUAGAAAAAUCAAAUUCCCUGAUUUUGACCCAAACAUUGGUCUUUUAGCUCUAAUGUAAUAUGAGUCCUUAAGAUCAGAAAUGGACAGGGAGGCCUGGCGUGCUGCAAUUCAUGGGGUCGCAAAGAGUCGGACACGACUGAGCGACUGAACAGAACUGAACUGAAGAUCAGAAACAAACUUUUCAGGAUUCUCCACAAACCUUUCUUUGUUUGUUUUGUUUUCUCCAGUUUUUUCCACUUAAAGAGCUCAAAUUGCCAACUUUUGAAUCUUGGGAAAGAAAUUACUAUUAGGAGAAUCUAUUUAUGCAGUGACCAAAAGCACUGAAAUAAAAGUCAAGAAAUUUGAGUUCCUAUUACUAACUAGCUGCGUGAUCUUGGGGAAAGCACCUAAGCUCCCAGGCCUCAGUUUCCCCAUCUGUAGAAUGGGGGUCCUGGUCUGUGAUGUCUUGUUUUGCCAUGUGUCGCUGUGUGUCCAUGACCGAGGAUGUUUACAGUGUUCCUGUGGCUCUUGCCACAGUGGGAUUCUUUCAGAUCUGGACUCCCAGAAACUUGCCAAGUCAGGAUCCUCCAUGCCACCUACUCCUAAAUAUCCAACCCCAGCAGUUUAUACAAUGCUGUCAUAUUUUUAUAGAGACAAAAGUAAGCCAUCCUCCACUAAGAAACCCCUGAGUAGAUAUAAACCUUAAGAGGGUUUUGUUUCUCGAAAAAGACACUUUCUUCUCCUGUAAAGUGUUCGCCUCAUCCCUUUGCACUUCUAUUUAAUCUGUGGAUUUAAAUUAGACUGAGGAAAACAGAACACGUGAGCUUGAUGCCCUCUCAGAACCUGUGCCACCUUCAAAUUCUGUCUUUUUGUUUUUUCCUUCCUUCACUGGAUAAAUAAAACAUGUGAACGAGCAGAA